This is a messenger RNA of Saccharomycopsis crataegensis, 342 nucleotides long. RefSeq lists its product as uncharacterized. NCBI's taxonomy places the organism in Eukaryota, Fungi, Ascomycota, Saccharomycetes, Ascoideales, Saccharomycopsidaceae. Bases 1 to 342 code for a protein of 113 amino acids. The transcript is spliced from 2 exons. The record is from RefSeq and is a predicted model, not a curated record.
AUGUCAAAUAAUAAGAAAGUUACUGCGAAAGAAUUAAUCAGAAACUCAUUAGAAGAGAUGAAGAAAGUGUUUGAAAAUGACACAGAAGAAUUCCUUAAUGAUGUCAACUUGAUUCAACAGUUAAAUACCAACGAAUCAUUGAAACUGGUAAAGCUACAGGAAAAAUUAGAAUGUAUGGUCAAAGAUUCCCAGGAAAUCAGGGAUUCUAAUGCCGCACUUCUGGAAAUCAAUUCCCAAUUAACGGAACUUGAAAACCAGACCGAUAAUAUGCAAGCGAUCACAAAAGAGUUAGAUGAGUGGACCAAAGAAUUAGCAAUCAAGUCAAGGAGAAUGAAAAAGUAA